Messenger RNA from Zea mays, 1451 nucleotides. RefSeq names its product zinc finger, C2H2 type family protein. The record is from RefSeq and is marked validated. Gene Ontology annotation, biological process: anatomical structure development; regulation of gene expression. Gene Ontology annotation, cellular component: nucleus. Gene Ontology annotation, molecular function: DNA-binding transcription factor activity. NCBI's taxonomy places the organism in Eukaryota, Viridiplantae, Streptophyta, Magnoliopsida, Poales, Poaceae.
AUCAGCAGACCACCACCCAAUCACACCAGCUCUCUCUAGAGCUAGCCCUCUCUUCCUCCAACACUUGUUGAUCCCCUCCCAUCUCCUCAAGCCUUCUUCACUGAAUUUCUGGCCGGUCGAUCGUCAUGCACAGCUACAGAGCCAUGCACCCGUACACUCAUCACUCGUACCAGCACCACACCGCGGCCGUUGCGCCCACCAAGCACGGCCACGGCCACGGACAUGGACAUGGCCAUGGCGACGAGGAGGACGACCAGUCCAUGCUGCUCCUCUCCCUCUGGCCUCCUGGCCACCACCACGGCAACGCCGCUGCUUCAUCGGCGUGCUCGUCUCCCCCGAUCUGCGCCAGCGCCACCACCACCUCUAUGGCAGCCGCUGCCUCCUCCCCCGCUUCUUACCCUUGGCUCACCCACCAAAGCCUUUACAAUAAUGCCGGCUGCGGCGGAGGGAGCAGCAGCAGCAGCCACAGUAGCUUCCUGUUCCAGGAGCAUCAGCAGGAGCCAGGUGUCAGCAUCUCACUGUCCAUAGCCCCGCCGUGCAGCAACAACGCGGCUUCGUCCUGUGGUGGCGGUGGCUUCGCUGCACCGCCGGCGGCACCGUCGACGGUGACGACGACCGUGACGCCGGGCGGGGGCCAGGUUCCCAGACAGUACUGGAUCCCCUCCGCCGCCGAGAUCCUGGUCGGCUCCACGCAGUUCUCCUGCGCCGUCUGCAACAAGACCUUCAACCGCUUCAACAACAUGCAGAUGCACAUGUGGGGCCACGGUUCGCAGUACCGCAAGGGGUCGGAGUCCCUGCGCGGCGCCAUCACGGUGGGCACGGCUCCGCCGGCGUCGCUGAUGCGGCUGCCGUGCUACUGCUGCGCGGAAGGCUGCCGGAACAACAUCGAGCACCCGCGGGCGCGGCCGCUCAAGGAUUUCCGCACGCUGCAGACGCACUACCGGCGCAAGCACGGCGCGCGGCCGUACGCGUGCCGGCGCUGCGGCAAGCGGUUCGCCGUGCGUGGGGACUGGCGCACGCACGAGAAGAACUGCGGCAAGCUCUGGUUCUGCGUCUGCGGCUCCGACUUCAAGCACAAACGGUCGCUCAAGGACCACGUCCGCUCCUUCGGCGGCGGCCACGCGCCGCACCUCGUCGAGUCCGUCGCUGUCGAGGACGAGGAGGAGGAGGACGACGACCACGACGACGACGACCUGCAGACUUUUGACGACAACGGCGGCGCCGGCGCAGACCCCAGCGACAUGGUCGUCAUCUAGGUCUAGGCUUCCUCAUUCGACCGAUCUAGUACUACUACUACUACUCCAUCGAUUGACAUGAAUAGUUCUCGAUCCGCCACUUAUUAAGUUAUUAGCUAGCUUGCUCAUCCCUAAAUUAGCUGCCGACUUUUUUAGCUAGCUAUAGAUUUCAGUAGCUUAUAUACUAGCUUGUUGGUUCUGAUUAGAGCUGCAAUA